GAAUUCAACAUAUCACAUCUCGCUACAGAUUGCGCGAGCGUUUAGUGCGACCCGCGCUUCGCGCUGCAUCGUCAUCGUCGUCGUUAACGAGAGAGCGGGGAGAAAAUUUUCUCGGACUGUUUUCGCCGGGGAAUUGAUGAGAGACGAGAAUACUCAAUAUGGAGAGUGAACAACAACAAUGUAGUAACGAGUUGAAGCCGAAAGAUAGGUUAGUCGGCCUGUUGGAUCAAAUUGAGGUGCACGUAGAACAAUUGAGGAAGGAUGCCUCUAGGCUCGAGGAGGAGAAGGACAGUCUCCUGACCACGUUAGACACUCUCCGGAAUAACGAUCUCCUGUGCACUCUCGAAGAGCCCGACAGAGAUGAUGUCUUAAGGUAUGCUGAGAGAUUGUCCAUGCGAUGUUUGACCGUGGAUGUAUUGGUGAAAGUCCAACGUGAUCAUAUUCAGCAGGAAGCACUACAUCAGGUUAAUGGCCUCAUUGACGGUUUAGUCGUGGGUUUGCGUCAAGAUCCCAGCGGUACUCGACAGAGGUGCGCAGAGUUCAUGAACGCGUGUUCCUCCCAUGGCAUAGGACAUUCCGAUAAAAUUUUUGAGACUGCCAUUCUCGGAUGCACGAUGGAUGACCAAAAGCGCGUGAAGAAGAGGUUGCAGGGACUGCUCGACUACAUAGAUAAGAUGCACAUCUUGGAGCUACAGUGAAGCCCGUGGCCGAGAAAAGAAAGAGAUCAUCCAACAGAAUAAAUUUAACGAUGUUUGCGCGUUUUUUGCAAUCGAUCGGAUUUCAGAUGAAAACAGAAAGUUUCCCGGCUAAGCUACGACACUCGUACUUACGACAGAGAAACCUAACGGCGUUAUCUCAAUUUUAGCGAAUUUAGGGAGCAUACCCCUGAGUGUAUCUCCGGCAAAUUACAUUCAUUGUGUUUUCCCCGCGAGGCCGCGAUGAUUUAUCGAUCAUGAUAUCCUUCUUUGAUAGAAAUUACGAGUGAAUCGCCGCGUGAAGCAUUACCGUAUAGAACCAAGCAGGAUUUAGCGACAUAGCAGACACAACGUUGCCUACGAUUUCUCUUCUUAACUCGAUGGUUAAAAAGAAGACCUGUUUUAACACAUUUUAAGACACAUCUAGCGUCCCGGCACUUCAGCAAAGAGGUCUAUCUUCACUCGAAAAAAGUGAUGUCUAACACUGACGACAGUUUUCCGAUGCAUUGUACAUUUCGAAAUAAAGUAUCGAAGUUUUUAGAAGUCAUGUACAUACGAGAAAUUUAGAACUGUUAUGUUACACGACGAUGUGACAUUCUAUAUAGAGUGAACAUCCAAUGAGAGCCUUUGCACUCUCUUAGCUUGUUUGUUUCAAACCGGAGCAUCACUCAGCUAAUCUCUGCUUCGAGUGAUGUCAGAAAGCAACGAUUUCAUUUGAUUUCUUUUGAAAUCGCGAAGUCAUAUCUCUGUACUUUCGAAACUUCGCAUUUUCCCGACCGACGCUCGUGUGUAUGUGUGUGUAUAUUUUCGAGUCUCAAAGUCCUCGCUCUUCCCUCCUUUUUUUUUUUUGAAUUUUUAUUCGCGCUGUGCUGAUCAUAUUUUGGACGUCUCUGCGUUUUCCUCGAUAGCGCUUCAUUGUCAGAGAUUUAUUUUGUUUCUAGCAAAAUGUACAAAGACUCAUUGUGUUCUGUAAUAAUUAAAUAUAAUAAAAAAUACGGCAUA
Messenger RNA from Dinoponera quadriceps, 1697 nucleotides. Its product is annotated as BAG family molecular chaperone regulator 2. The record is from RefSeq and is a predicted model, not a curated record. Gene Ontology annotation, molecular function: adenyl-nucleotide exchange factor activity; protein-folding chaperone binding. The coding region runs from base 159 to 698 and encodes 179 amino acids. Lineage: Eukaryota; Metazoa; Arthropoda; Insecta; Hymenoptera; Formicidae. The transcript is spliced from 3 exons. Gene Ontology annotation, biological process: protein stabilization.